This is a messenger RNA of Chlorocebus sabaeus (green monkey), 2431 nucleotides long. RefSeq names its product carboxylesterase 4A (gene CES4A). Lineage: Eukaryota; Metazoa; Chordata; Mammalia; Primates; Cercopithecidae. The record is from RefSeq and is a predicted model, not a curated record.
CAGGGCUGUCCAUGGAGGUUAUAUAGCACAGCCCUUUAGAGAUUGGUUGUGCUGAAGGGCAGGGAUCUUAUUCCACCUUCUGAAGCUUCUGUCCAACUAGUUAUAAGGAGAAUGGAGACAGCAGUGAGAGUGGAGUCCAGGGUCCUGGUUGGGGUGGCCUGUCUUCUCCUGACAUGCCCUGCCACAGCCACUGGGCCCGAAGUUGCUCAGCCUGAAGUACAUACCACCCUGGGUCAUGUGUGAGGCCGGCAGGUGGGCGUGAAGGGCACAGACCGCCUUGUGAAUGUCAUCCUGGGCAUUCCAUUUGCCCAGCCACCACUGGGGCCUGACCGGUUCUCAGCCCCAUGCCCAGCAUAGCCCUGGGAGGGUGUGCAGGACGCCAGCAGUGCACCCCCUAUGUGCCUACGAGACAUGGAGAGCAUGAACAACAGCAGAUUUAUCCUCAAUGGAAAACAGCAGAUCUUUUCUCUUUCAGAGGACUGCCUGGUCCUCAACAUCUAUAGCCCAGCUGAGGCCACCGCAGGGGCCAGUAGGCCGGUCAUGAUAUGGGUCCAUGGAGGCUCUCUGAUAACUGGCACUGCCACCUCCUAUGAUGAAUCAGCCCUGGCUGCCUAUGGGGAUGUGGUCAUGGUUACAGUCCAGUACCACCUUGGGGUCCUUGGCUUCUUCAGCACUGGAGAUGAGCAUGCACCUGGCAACCAGGGCUUCCUAGAUGUGGUAGCUGCUCUGCACUGGGUGCAAGGAAACAUCACUCCCUUCGGGGGUGACCUCAACUGUGUCACCAUCUUUGGUGGAUCUGCUGGUAGAAGCAUUGUCUCUGGCCUGGUCCUGUCCCCAGUGGCUGCAGGGCUGUUCUACAGAGCCAUCACACAGAGUGGGGUCAUCACCAGCCAAGGGAUCAUCGAGUCUCACCCCUGGCCCGUAGCUCAGAAGGUUGCCCACCUGGCUGGAUGCAACCAGAACAGCACACAGAUCCUGGUAAACUGCCUGAGGGCACUUUCAGGGGCCAAGGCGAUGCGUGUGUCCAACAAGAUGAGAUUCCUCCAACUGAACUUCCAGAGAGACCCUGAAGAGAUUAUCUGGUCCAUGAGCCCUGUGGAGGAUGGUGUGGUGAUCCCAGAUGACUCUCUGGUGCUCCUGACCCAGGGGCAGGUUUCAUCUGUGCCCUACCUUCUAGGUGUCAACAACCUGGAGUUCAACUGGCUCUUGCCUUAUAUCAUGAAGUUCCCGCUAAACCGGCAGGCGAUGAGAAAGGAAACCAUCACUAAGAUGCUCUGGAGUACCCGCAGCCUGUUGAAUAUCACCAAGGAGCAGGUACCACUUGUGGUGGAGGAGUACCUGGACAAUGUCAAUGAGCAUAACUGGAAGAUGCUACGAAACUGUAUGAUGGACAUAGUUCAAGAUGCCACUUUCGUGUACGCCAUGCUGCAGACUGUUCACUACCACUGAGAUGCCGGACUCCCUGUCUACCUGUAUGAAUUUGAGCACUACGCUCAUGGAAUAAUUGUCAAACCCCACACUGAUUGGGCAGACCAUGGGGAUGAGAUGUACUUCCUCUUUGGGGGCCCCUUCGCCACAGGCCUUUCCACAGGUAAGGAGAAGGCACUUAGCCUCCGGAUGAUGAAAUACUGGGCCAACUUUGCCUGCACAGGAAAUCCCAAUGAUGGAAAUCUGCCCUGCUGGCCACCCUACAACAAGGAUAAAAAGUACCUGCAGCUGGAUUUUACCAUAAGCAUGGACAUGAAGCUCAAGGAGAAGAAGACAGCUUUUUGCAUGAGUCUGUACCAGUCUCAGAGACCUGAGAAGCAGAGGCAAUUCUAAGGGCGGCUAUGCAGGAAGGAGCCAAAGAGGGGUUUGCCCCACCACCCAGGCCCUGGGGAGACUGGCCAUGGACAUACCUGGGGACAAGAGUUCUACCCACCCCAAUUUAGAACUGCAGGAGCUCCCUGCUGCCUCCAGGCCAGAGCUAGAGCUUUUGCCUGUUGUGUGGGACCUGCACUGCCCUCUCUAGCCUGACAUCCCAUCAUGCCCCCACCUCAAUGUUGACAUCCAGUUAGGCCAGGCCCUGUCAACACCAUACUGUGCCCAGCUCUCCAGCCUCAGGACAACCUCUCUUUUUCCCUUCUUCAAAUCCUCCCACCCUUCAAUGUCUCCUUGUGGCUCCUUCUUAUGGGAGAUCGACCCAGACUGCCACUGCCCCUGUCACUGCACCCAGCUUGGCAUUUACCAUCCAUCCUGCUCAACCUUGUACCCGUCUGUUCACAUUGGCCUGGAGGCCUAGGGCAGGUUGUGACAUGGAGCAAACUUUUGGUAGUUUGGGAUCUUCUCUCCCACCCGCACUUAUCUCCCCCAGGGCCACUCCAAAGUCUGUCCACAGGGAUGUUCUCAAUAAAGAAGUGUUGAUUUGACCUGAAUUUCUCCACCUAUAAAA